UUGUGACUAGAGUCUAAUACUUCCUGUGGCACACAACACCGGCACCUAAAAUGUUGUACCCUUUGAGCUCACGUUCCUCGUAUAGAAUAAUGAAUUUUUUCUUUUGUGAGACCUAUUGACGUGUGAUGAGGUGACAGCAAAGGAACCGCCGAAGGUGAAUACAACACACCAGCACAAGUGGUUUAACUUGGAUAGGCUACUGGUGGAUUGACACACACACACAGAACAGAGGACAUGUGGUGGUUCCAGGAAGGUCUGUGUAUUCUACCAGUAGCUCUGGUAUUAUGGACGACAGCCACGUUCAUCUUCGAUUACAUCACAGCUGUGGUGCUGAGACAUGUGGACCCACUGGUGCCAUACAUCAGUGACACAGGGACAGUUGCCCCAGAGAGAUGUGUGUUUGGAAUAAUGCUGGACAUGUCAGCAUUCCUAGGUGUAGCCACCAUGUAUGUACGCUACAAGCAGGUCCAAGCCUUGACAGACGAAGAGGAGUCAAAGCUCCAUAAACUCAACGUCUUGGGCCUGGUGCUGGGAUGGACCAGCUCCUUUGGCAUGUGCAUCGUCGCUAACUUCCAGAAAACCACUCUGUUCUUCAUGCACCUGGUGGGGGCGAUAUUGACGUUUGGUGUGGGGGCCCUGUACAUCCUGGUGCAGACGCUGGUGUCUCUGUACAUGCAGCCUCACGUCCACGGGAAGAGUAUAUUCUGGGUCCGACUCAGCAUUGGAGUGUGGACCUUUGCCAGCAUUAUCAGCAUGUUUGUGUCAUCUCUCAUCAUGUACAGCAGUCUGCCUGGAGUGGACGUGGCCCAUAAACUGCACUGGAUACCUGGAGAGACGGGCUACAUCCCUCACAUCAUCAGCGCCAUCUCUGAGUGGUCUCUGGCUCUCUCCUUUGUCAGUUUCUUCCUCACCUACAUCCGAGACUUCCAGAAAAUAACGCUGCGGGCAGAGGCGGACCUAAAGAGUAAUCACAUGUAUGAUUCACGGCACUACAGCAUCACCACACCUCUCAACCAAUCAGAGACCUCUCCACUACUGGCGGGGGGCAUCUGAACAAGACCACUCCUAGUAGUGUGGUGGAGUCGAGCUGUAAAUGUCAACAUACUGAAUGGAAUAAAUGAGAUUAUAAUGCGGAUGGUUCGAGCCCUGAAUGCUGAAAGCCGUGGUAUAUUAGACCGUAUACAGUACCACGGGUAUGACCCAAAAACAUUU
Messenger RNA from Salvelinus sp. IW2-2015, 1212 nucleotides. NCBI's taxonomy places the organism in Eukaryota, Metazoa, Chordata, Actinopteri, Salmoniformes, Salmonidae. The record is from RefSeq and is a predicted model, not a curated record.